UCGAUCGUCGCGCUGUUGGGUGCGGAUUUUGACAGCGGUGGUAGUACUCCCGUCCUCGUUCGGGUCAAUACAGGAAACUCAGACGUUCCGCUGGACAAGUGACUUGUCUGAUGUUUCGCGAAACGUUUUUGCCGUUUUGGGUGAAUCUAGUCGUCGGUUGUUGUUAAUAUAUUUGGUGCGGUCCGUACGAUCUGACAUGUGUAUAUGUAUAUAAUGAGUUGUUCUGAAGUUAUGUACCAGGCGUAUUAUCCGUACUUGUACCAAAGGGCGGGGGCGGCGCCCCCCGUAUCUGCUCAUCCGGUGCCCAGAACUGGACCCUUCAGUUCGCCCUUUACCGCAGCGCAUCAGUAUGACAGGUUCAACGUGCAACGGCUGCAGGACGCGCACACCCUCUCCUCCUCCGCGUCGUCGCAGGCGGCCGCGGCCGGUUCCGCUUCCAGCGCCGUCGCGACGGCCGCCGCAGGAUCGGCCGUGCUGGGGGACGCGCACCCCCUCGCCGCCCACCACCAUCACCACCACCACCCCCACCACGCUUUGUACGUGCAGGGCUCGACGCACUCCAGCGGCGGCUCGGUCAGCUCGGCGGGGGGAGCGUCGCCCACGAGCCCCUUGCGGCCGGGCAAGGAAGAGGACUGUAGUCUGCACGGGAGGAGUAGUACCGAAGAUCCUCAACAAGGUGUUGAAGAUGACGAUUCCCAAGAUGCGGCCAGUUCCAGGGCACAGUACGUUUCGGCGAAUUGUGUCGUCUUUACCCAUUAUCAGGGAGACGCGGCAUCUGUGGUGGAUGAACACUUUAACAGGGCCUUAGAUAAAUCGGCAACGCAUACUAAAGAAAGCUCGCCGAUGACAGCUCGAAAUUUCCCCGCCUCCUUCUGGAACAGUCAGCACUACGCGGGGGCCAGCGCUAGUCACCACGGAGCAUCGGCGGCAGAUCUCUACUCGGAACAUUACCACCCGGGUGAUGCGUGGUACCAGUAUAGUCAGCACCAUCGAGCGGUCCACGAUUACCAUCACCACAACAUGGCCGCGCAGUACGGCGGUCUACUGUUGCCUGGAUCGCGAUUACACAUGAGUUCUCACGCACCUUGCAAAGCCAUGGACUGGCAGCAUCCGUCGAUAGAGUCGCCGUACUCAUCGUAUCCUACUAUGUCAGGUUUGGAAGCUCAAGUCCAGGACUCCUCGAAAGACUUGUACUGGUUUUGAAACGGACUGUUCGACGGCGCUGUGUAUUAUAGUUAGUUUCUAAGUGACGCAAAGUGAUAAUUCUAAGUGUAAUAUAAAUAAAUAAAAAAGAAGUACAAACUCACUAAACGUAUGACAAGUGUCGAUGGACGAUUCGUCACGAACGGACUGCCGACAUUUAUUUUAAAUAAAUGUUCCUUAUUUUUGUCAGAUCGAUCAUUGUUUAAAUGACUUCAAGUCUGAUUGUAAGUAUUAAAGUUACGAGUUAAUAUUUAUAAA
Sitophilus oryzae (rice weevil) is the source of this 1461-nucleotide messenger RNA. RefSeq names its product protein vestigial (gene vg). Gene Ontology annotation, cellular component: nucleus. The transcript has 5 exons. The record is from RefSeq and is a predicted model, not a curated record. Bases 205 to 1203 code for a protein of 332 amino acids. NCBI's taxonomy places the organism in Eukaryota, Metazoa, Arthropoda, Insecta, Coleoptera, Curculionidae. Gene Ontology annotation, biological process: regulation of transcription by RNA polymerase II.